CGACGAGUGGAUGACGACAUCAAGAUGCGUGAAUACAAGCUGGUGGUUCUGGGAUCCGGCGGCGUCGGAAAGUCUGCUCUGACGGUCCAGUUCGUUCAGGGAAUUUUUGUGGAAAAGUACGACCCCACGAUAGAAGAUUCCUACAGGAAGCAAGUGGAGGUGGAUUGCCAGCAGUGUAUGUUGGAGAUUUUGGACACGGCGGGCACGGAACAAUUCACUGCCAUGCGCGACCUCUACAUGAAGAACGGUCAAGGCUUCGCCCUGGUUUACUCCAUCACGGCUCAGUCCACUUUCAACGACCUUCAGGACCUCCGAGAGCAGAUCCUGCGCGUCAAAGACACGGACGACGUUCCCAUGAUCCUGGUGGGCAACAAGUGUGACCUGGAGGUGGAGCGCGUGGUGGCCAAGGAGUCCGGCGUGGGUCUGGCCCGCCAGUGGAACUCGUGCGCCUUCCUGGAAACGUCUGCCAAGAGCAAGAUCAACGUCAACGAGAUUUUCUACGACCUGGUAAGACAGAUCAACAGGAAGAGUCCAGUGCCAGGCGGCGCACGCAAAAAGUCCACUUGCCAGCUCCUCUAAUGACCGCAGUCGCGUUCACCCGACCGACGUCGACCCGGCAACGAAUCGGAGGACACCUUCCGACGAUCCCGCCCCCCAGCUCCGUUCUCAUCGUCUGUCCGGUCGGAACUUUGUCGCGAUGACCGCCGCGCUUCUUCAUCCUCCUCCGUUGCCUUGAAAACCAAACGCCAAAAGACUGAUGAUGAUGAUGGGAUGCCAGGACGUUUCCCAUCAUGCUCUUUGCUUUUAUUUGUUGAUUUUAUUUUAUGUUUUUUUUUUUUUUCCCCCGGACCGACACGGUGUGCGGUCAUACGAUGUUUAGUGUUAAGUUCGUACAACUUUUUAUUUGAACUAUUUAACUCUUUCGGGGCCACUGACCGCGAUAGACGUCAGAUGAGCGAAUCAUUCUUUCGCUGCCGCCCUCCCACUGCAAAUUGAUCGGACGUCUAUCGCCGUGACUGGCAGCCGAUGAGUUAUUUUUUGGGGUCGGAAGGGUGACCUCGCAGUAGUAGCGCCAGGUUUUUCUGUUAGCCAGUUGUAUUCGUAGCACUCCGCUCUUUAGUUUCGACAAACGUUGUCUAUGUUGCUCUGUACUUUGGCGUUAUUAUUUGUAUGUAGCAGGUUAGCUCGCAUGUAGAGUCCGGCAGCUCAACAGUUCACAAAAUCCAAUUCAAAAUUCCACGCUUAUGUUAGUAGCGUCGAAGGCCGGAGCUGCCGCCACCGCCCGUGGCCGGCAUGCUGCCUUUGGACAGCAGACUCUCACUGAUCCACUAUUAUAUGUCUGUCUGUGUGUGUGUGUGUGUGUGUGUGUCCGGAUUGUGUUAUGGACAUUCGGUAUCUGCGAAACACAUGUGAGAGGAAGACUAGGUGGGCACGUUGAUGAGGAUGAGAAUUUGUGGCGAGAUUAUUUUGCUGCUUUCACUCUGGGCCUUGUGUGUCUUUUGCGUUGGACUCUGUGUCGACGAAAGACGAGAUUGUGGAAGCCACUAAAAGCCUUUCAAGUCUUCACAUUUCUGCGUUUGUGUGCAGGUUGUGGUCAGCUGGGUCAAGUGGUGUAUUGUGUCAGGUUUUCGUGUACGUGUGUGAGUGUGUGCAUGCGCGUGUACUGUUUGUGUAUUUGCGAAAGGAGGAUGUGCAUUGGCGUGUGUUGGUGUAUGAGGUUUUUGGUCAUGUCGCAUGCUAGCGUUUUUCUUCGCGGCCUCCAGGAGGCGCCCCCCUCCCUUUUUUUCCCCCCUCAGCAUGCAAAGAGCAGCCGUGGUGUGGCCGCGACUUGGGUUCUCGCCGGCUACACGUCCCUCCCCUGGAUGACGUCACGUACCGGCCAAACGCGCUUGGAUUUGAUUCGCUCUUAAAAGCACUUUUGAUUCCGUUCCGGUUCUGCCCGUGUUGCUUGAGUGUACGUGUGUUUGGGAGGGGGCGGCGGGUCAGCCAAAUGUAAAGUCUCAACUUCAGAAGCCUUAAAUC
Molecule: messenger RNA, 2022 nt
Organism: Corythoichthys intestinalis (scribbled pipefish)
Lineage: Eukaryota; Metazoa; Chordata; Actinopteri; Syngnathiformes; Syngnathidae
Product: ras-related protein Rap-1b-like
Exons: 8
Coding region: 25-579 (184 amino acids)
Biological process (GO): negative regulation of synaptic vesicle exocytosis; cellular response to cAMP; Rap protein signal transduction
Cellular component (GO): plasma membrane
Molecular function (GO): GTP binding; GDP binding; GTPase activity
Source: RefSeq, a predicted model, not a curated record